AUGGAGAUCAAGGACCAGGUAUCUAUUGAUAAACCGGAUGCCAUGAAGGGUUCCGUCAGAAAUCGGAACAAGAACAAAUAUUGUCAUUUCCAUAAGGACAUUGGCAACGACACCAAUGACUGUUUUAGCCUCAAACGGCUGUUCGACUGUCUGGCUGAUAAAGGAGUAUUGAAGUCCAACAUUUCUAAAUCCAAGGUGACCCUCAAAGAAAACAAUGGACAACCGUCUAAGAAGGCACCCCAAUCUGCUAAUAGUUCGGACACUGAUGAUGAAACGAUCUAUGCUAUAGCAGGCGGCUUUACCGGUGGGGGUCCUACCAUUCGAGGCACCAGGGAUUACGUCCGGAGGCUGAACGUCAACACAGUGGAUGAGGGCCAGGCUUCGAAAGACACCUUCCCUGACGUCCUCAUCACUGAGAAAGAUAGGGGCAAGGUCAGGCGGCCGCAUGAUGACCCCAUUGUGAUCGAGUGCAAGAUAGCUAACCAGAAGGUUGGCCGGAUCCUAAUCAACACUGGGAGCUCAUCCGACCUGAUUAGUCACAAGUGCUUAGCUAAGCUCAAGUACAAGCCCAGUAGCAUGACUUUAGUCUCUCACCCCUUAGUUAAAUUUGGGGGAGGGGUUGUGCAUCCGGUGGGAAGAAUCGACAUACCCAUCCGGUUGGGAGAGAAAGGGGCAGAACGCCACACGGUGGUUCGGUUCCUUGUUGUAAAGGAGUUGACCGCCUAUAACCUGAUACUAGGCAGGCCAACGCUGAAUGAGUCCAAAGCGGUCAUCAUUCCCUCCCUCAUGCUCCUAAAAUUCGAAAGAGGUGAUGGGUCUGUAGGCUCCCUGAGCGGAGACCAGAAGACGGUGAGAGAAUGCUAUCUCUCAUACGUCAAACCAACUGUGACUGUAGCCGAUCAGGAUAAGGAGCCUGUAGACCUUGAUGAGGUCAAAGAAGCUGCGCCUGCUCCAAGAGCAGCCUGUAAAAAGAGAAAGGAAGACCAAUUAGCAACCGUCAAGAAAGAGAAGCAAUAA
Molecule: messenger RNA, 1017 nt
Organism: Chenopodium quinoa (quinoa)
Lineage: Eukaryota; Viridiplantae; Streptophyta; Magnoliopsida; Caryophyllales; Amaranthaceae
Exons: 1
Coding region: 1-1017 (338 amino acids)
Source: RefSeq, a predicted model, not a curated record